Messenger RNA from Terrapene triunguis (Three-toed box turtle), 1539 nucleotides. It is a transcript of the gene ABHD5, whose product is annotated as abhydrolase domain containing 5. Gene Ontology annotation, cellular component: lipid droplet. Lineage: Eukaryota; Metazoa; Chordata; Testudines; Emydidae. Gene Ontology annotation, biological process: positive regulation of triglyceride catabolic process; negative regulation of triglyceride storage. The record is from RefSeq and is a predicted model, not a curated record. Bases 10 to 1128 code for a protein of 372 amino acids. The transcript has 7 exons.
GGUCCCGUGAUGGCUGGUCGUGUCGCCCUCGCGCUGUCACUCGCUGCCGCCUCCCCGGCACCAGCUCGCGGCCGCCGAGCCCCCGCCAUGGCCGAGGACGGGCACUUGGAGGCCUCGAGCGAAGGGUCAGGAUGGUUAUCUAGUUGGCUUCCUGCAUGGUGCCCCACAUCACUGCCACAUCUUAAAGAAGCUGAAGAGAAAAUACUGAAGUGUAUCACAAGCACGUACAGUAAACAAUAUGUCUUCAUAUCCAAUGGAAAUAAAAUAUGGACGCUAACAUUCUCUCAGGACCUCUCAUAUAAAACUCCACUUGUUCUCCUCCAUGGGUUUGGAGGAGGUGUUGGACUUUGGGCUCUCAAUUUUGAAGAGCUUUGCGAAAAUAGGACCGUUUAUGCAUUUGACCUCUUGGGAUUUGGGCGUAGUAGUAGACCACAGUUUGACACUGAUGCAGAAGAAGCAGAAAAUCAGUUUGUAGAAGCUGUAGAAGAAUGGAGACAGGAGGUAGGGCUGGACAGAAUGAUUUUACUUGGCCAUAAUCUGGGUGGAUUCCUGGCUGCUGCUUACUCACUGAAGUACCCAUCAAGGGUAAAGCACCUUAUCUUAGUGGAGCCAUGGGGUUUUCCAGAGAGGCCUGACAAUGCUGAACAAGAAAGACCAAUUCCAAUCUGGAUUAAAGCACUAGGAGCUAUGUUGAGUCCAUUUAAUCCAUUAGCUGGGCUCAGGUUAGCAGGACCCUUUGGAUUAAGCCUUGUACAGCGUUUAAGACCAGACUUUAAGCGAAAAUAUUCCUCUAUGUUUGAUGAUAACACUGUGACUGAAUAUAUCUACCACUGCAACGUACAGUCACCCAGUGGUGAAACUGCUUUCAAGAACAUGACUGUUCCUUAUGGAUGGGCAAAAAGGCCAAUGUUACAGCGGAUUGCUCACAUGCAUCAAGAUAUUCCGAUCACUGUGAUUUAUGGAGCACGUUCUUGUAUAGACGGCAAUUCUGGUAGUACCAUCCAGUCUCUGCGACCAAAUUCAUACGUAAAGACAAUAGCUAUCCUUGGGGCUGGUCAUUAUGUGUAUGCUGAUCAACCUGAAGACUUCAAUCAGAAAGUAAAAGAGAUAUGUGAUUCUGUGCACUGACUGAAUUCAGCUCUUUAUAAAGUCUGAUCAUACAUACCGUAUACUAGCAAUACUUUGUAGAACAUUACAAAAACUUAAAGCAUGCAGAGCUAGUCAAGCAGGCUCUGUUUGCACACCGUUUCUUCCAAGAAGUCACCUGCACACUUAAACCACUUAGUGCCUUUUGAGUGGGGAAUAUUUUAAAUGGAAACCUUGUACAGUUUACUUUGAGACUUGUCUUUAAAUAUUUAGAGGUGUUGUUUGCCUGUCUGAUAUAGUGAAAAUAUAAAUAACUAGUUUUUAAACUGAAAAAAAAAUUUGGUUGAUUGAAAUUUGCAAAAUUUUGAACAUUUUAAAUUAUGUUGCAUUCUAAAUCUACCAUAAGAAUGUCUAUACUCAGCCAUUAUAUAAAUAAUAUACUGUAUAAAGGUA